AGCGGCUGAGGCGGCUGAGGCAGUAGCGGCAGCAGCGGCGACGCGUCCGGGCAGGACUGAGCCUCCCGCUGUCCAGCACGCCUGGGAUGGGUAAUGGUGUGCAGGAAGGCUCGGUGCGCCUGCGAGAGGAUGCUGAAGCCGUCCUGGCUGGGGCCGUCUCCUCGAAGAGAGACCACAGGCAAGUGCUCAGCUCCCUGCUGUCUGGAGCCCUGGCUGGUGCACUUGCCAAGACAGCAGUAGCCCCCCUGGACCGGACCAAGAUCAUCUUCCAAGUGUCUUCAAAAAGAUUUUCUGCCAAGGAGGCCUUCCGGCUCCUCUACUUCACCUACCUCAAUGAGGGCUUCCUCAGCCUUUGGCGUGGGAACUCAGCCACCAUGGUGCGAGUGAUUCCUUAUGCAGCCAUCCAGUUCAGCGCACACGAAGAAUACAAGCGCAUCCUGGGCCACUACUAUGGCUUUCGUGGAGAAGCCCUGCCCCCAUGGCCACGCCUCCUGGCUGGCGCCUUGGCAGGAACCACUGCGGCUUCCCUCACGUACCCUUUGGACCUGGUUAGAGCAAGGAUGGCUGUGACGCCUAAGGAAAUGUACAGCAACAUCUUUCAUGUCUUCAUCCGAAUCUCGAGAGAGGAAGGACUGAAGACCCUCUAUUUCGGGUUCACCCCCACUGUGCUGGGUGUCAUUCCCUAUGCGGGACUCAGCUUCUUCACGUACGAGUCACUGAAGAGCCUGCACCGAGAGUACAGUGGCCGCCCGCAGCCCUACCCCUUUGAGCGCAUGGUCUUCGGGGCCUGUGCUGGCCUUAUCGGGCAAUCGGCCUCCUACCCUCUGGACGUGGUGCGGCGGCGCAUGCAGACAGCAGGUGUCACGGGCCACCAGCACGGCUCCAUCCUGAGCACACUACGCUCCAUUGUACGUGAGGAGGGCGCGGUGCGGGGCCUCUACAAGGGCCUGAGCAUGAACUGGCUGAAGGGCCCAAUUGCCGUGGGGAUCAGCUUCACCACUUUCGACCUCAUGCAGAUCCUGCUGCGCCGGCUGCAGAGCUAGGCUAACACAACAGUGGAUGGUGAGCUGUUCGAGCAGGGGCAUGCAGCUGUGUGCUCGCAGCCCUGUGGUACCUUGAGGGUGGGCAGGAGGACGGGACCUGACUUGGGGCUGUAGGGCCCAUAGCGAAGUGCUGGUCCUCAGGGUGUGACAUUGUGAUGAUGGAUCUUGGCUGUCCCCUCCCUUCAGUUCCUUGCUAUUGGCUGGUGAGUCUCCUGAGGUGUUACCCAAAGGCCCCUAAUGGGUCAAUUGCACUUCCUGGCCCUGUGUCCUCUGACCUGCUGCUGAUCUAGUGCCCAUUGGCACCCGGGGCUCAGAGCCCAUCCCUUCUUGCUAUGACCGUGCCUGGCCUGCAGAUGUGAUAGCAAUUCCUUUUAAGCCACACACUGGAGGGUCACAGUUUGCUCAGUGGUGGCUAUACCUGUGUUCCUCAAUCCUCCACCAUGCCUGCCUAUCCUCUCCCAGGUGACAAAUGGCUGCUCUUGCCCACAUAGCUUUCUCCCCAGAGCACUGUGCCCAUCCUAUUUCCGAGGGCUGCACCUGACCAUUGCCAACUACCUGGCUUGUACCUUUCCAGGAGGCCCUAUGGCCACCAGACAGGGGUGUCAAGUUCAGACCCCACUGGAAAUGCCCAUGUGGGUAUCACUGAUCUGGGGUGUCUUCCAAAGUACACCAAUCAGGCCGAAUGCAGGCCCAAAGCUUCUUAUAUGCACAGCAUCCAUGGAGGUAGGGCUCAAGCUCUUGAAACUGCCUUCUGUGGCUGUCAUCUAGCCAGGCCACAUGAAGCCCAAAGAUGGGUGGGUGGCUUUUCCUGUGUGAAUGAGUACAGAUGUAUCCAUGACCUGGGGAGCAGGGAAAGGCUGGGGUAUCCAGGGACCACCAGCCAGCUGACACAAGGAGAACCCCCCCACACACUGGGUUCCCUAGGUGUCACAGGAAACUCUUGCCUUUCCUGGUGUCUGGGGUUCUUGAUUUAGGGUCUUUGAGACAGUCCUAGCCAGAAGCCCUGGCUGUCCUGCUUCUGAGUGUUAUCUGGGCUAGCCUUCAACUUAGAGCAGCCCUCCUGCCUUUACUCUCUUUUCUUUUCUUUUUUUUUCUUUCUCUCCCUUCCUUCCUCUCUCUCUCUCUCUCUCUCUCUCUCUCUCUCUCUCUCUCUCUCUCUCUCUCUCUCUCUCUCUCUGUCUCUCUCUCUCUCUCUGUCUCUGUCUCUCUCUCUGUCUCUGUCUCUCUCUCUCUGUCUCUCUCUCUCUCUCUCAUUUUAUUUUCCCGAGACAGGGUUUCUGUAUAGCCCUGGCUGUCCUGGAACUCACUCUGUAGACCAGGCUGGCCUCAAACUCAGAAAUCUACCUGCCUCUGCCUCCCAAGUGCUGGGAUUAAAGGCGUGCGCCACCACUGCCCCACCUACCUUUAGUUUCUAGUUUUCAACUUAUCCUGCCCCAGGUCUGCACAUAAAACCCCUACCCUUCCUAUGCAAUGUGGCUCUGGCUCAGAGGUGAUCUGGGUGUUGAUUCCCACAGCUGGAUGGCAGCCAUCUCACAUGCAGGACCUGAGCAGGGUGGCUCGAGCCCUGGGCAUUUGCAAUUCUUGCUGCAGUCUUUGUUCAUUCUAUAUUUCUUACCUUGUGCCUGUGACGCUUGGCCAUCUCUCAGCCUCCGCGGAUAGUGAUGGGCCAUCCCCACCAUGUCCCCAGACACCCCCCCCCCCCGGCAGCCUCUGGUGGCUGAGAGGGACUGUCCUCUCGUGAGUGUACUGCCACUCCCUUCCCCACCUGGGAUGGAGAGUCUAGGCAUCCCUUACCAGGAGGCCGGAGGUGACUGAGGCUCCUGGGUCACCUCAGCAGGUUGCACCAUGUAGAUGGUUGGCUUGAGCCCUGCAUCAGGCAACCAGCAGGGCAGGAGAAGUGAGGGUGUCCUGGGUCCCUGAUCUUCUUGCUUCCCCAUAUCCCCCCAGUAGCUCUGUGGCUGCCCUCCCCCAUGGUCACUGUCCAGUAGCUCUGUGGCUGCCCUCCUCCGUGGUCACUGUCCAGUCUGGAGUUCUAUUUUGAUGCCAUAAAGACACUUUGUUUAUAUAUAAUGUUUAUAUAUUUUGAAGAUUUGUGCCAACAGAGUAUAUUUAAUAAAAUUUUAAAUAUC
Messenger RNA from Mus musculus (house mouse), 3172 nucleotides. RefSeq names its product solute carrier family 25, member 42 (gene Slc25a42). Gene Ontology annotation, cellular component: mitochondrion; mitochondrial inner membrane. The transcript is spliced from 8 exons. The coding region runs from base 87 to 1043 and encodes 318 amino acids. Gene Ontology annotation, molecular function: ATP transmembrane transporter activity; ADP transmembrane transporter activity; coenzyme A transmembrane transporter activity. NCBI's taxonomy places the organism in Eukaryota, Metazoa, Chordata, Mammalia, Rodentia, Muridae. Gene Ontology annotation, biological process: mitochondrial coenzyme A transmembrane transport; coenzyme A transmembrane transport; transmembrane transport. The record is from RefSeq and is marked validated.